Molecule: messenger RNA, 1701 nt
Organism: Trichophyton rubrum CBS 118892
Lineage: Eukaryota; Fungi; Ascomycota; Eurotiomycetes; Onygenales; Arthrodermataceae
Exons: 4
Coding region: 505-1701 (398 amino acids)
Biological process (GO): fatty acid metabolic process
Molecular function (GO): medium-chain fatty acid-CoA ligase activity
Source: RefSeq, a predicted model, not a curated record
CGAAAACAACGCUCAGUGGCUGUGCGAGUAUUCCUGUACGGAUUUCGCCACGAUUACUGCCUGUUCCUGAUUCCUCUCCUAAGCGAGAAAUGCUUUGGAAUAUAUACUUGGGUCUUUUUCUGCUGCAGACGACAGCUCACUCAGCCCGUUCAGCCUUGGAGCCGGGGUUAUACCCGCGGUUCGUUCAUCGACACCGUGAAGGUACACCCCUUGACUGCACCCAUGCAUUAUAUACCCAUGAAGGCCACCAACAAGCGGCAAUGCGGCCAUGUACUUGCUUUCCUACCUGUCGUUCCUUCGCUCCUUCCAGUGCGACAAGGGUGACACCGUGAUAGCCGCCCCUCUCGUUGCAUCCUGGGUCGGGUUGCACGCACGAGAGAGGAGGGGUGCGAUCAUUAUUGAAAUACUGUUGGCUUCUUGUCAAGAUAUCCGCCAGAAACCAGACGGAGGCAGUCUGAUUUCUAUCCUAUAGCCAGCAGCUACGGAGUAGUUAUCUAUAACUACAUGGACAAUUCUCAAUCUAAAAUGAUUGCGAUCGAGACUUUACCACAGCGAGACAGGGCUCUGCCCAAUGAGCCCUUCUUCGGCAAACUUCUAGGCUUGUUACAACUUGGAGACGACCAUGUUGCUAUUGAUGACCCAUAUUCCGGCAUCAAGGCGAGUAUUUCCCAAUUUUUGAACGAUGUGCUGGCAACCAGAGCUGCCAUCAGACGUGCAGCGCCUGCGGGAUGCUUGACCAGCACGAACAAGUCAGAGGCCUCAUGUCUUGUCUUUGCACCAGACUUGGAAGCAAAAGCGCUGGCGAUUCAACAGUCGACUUCCUUAGGCCUGGUUCCCAUAUCAUUUGCCGCGGAUACAACCGACGGGGAACACGCAUGUCAGAUUGAUAUCAAAAUCAAUGAGGGUCUUACAAUUGAGCCUACUCGCCCCAGUCUCGUUCUGGGUACAUCCGGAAGUACAGGGCCGCCCAAGGGAGUCGUUCUGACGCGGGAUUUCUACAAUAUCCCUAUGCCAGAUGGUGACCCUGAUGAUGUAUUCAUCACCAUGAUCACGGCCAUGAACUGGGUCGGUGGUGUCUGGCCCCCAACGAAGCUGCUGAUAAAUGGCGUGAGAAUCGAAAUAUUUGAUUCCCAGCCCAGCAGGCCCGAGGUGGCUUGGAACCGGCUUCGACAGGGCGGUGUUACCUUCCUCAUGGCCCAUUCAAACGUGUGGAUGAGCAUGAUGAAGUAUUAUAUUAACGAGCUGAGUAGUUUAUCGCCAGAGGAGCUAGAGCCAUAUCGCCAUGGCGCACGGGAUGUCAAGUUAGCCAUGGCUGGCGCGAUACCAAUAUUCCCUCCAGUACUCAAGUUCUGGAGAGAGAUAUUCGGCCACCCCUUAAUGAACCUUUACUCUGCCGCCGAGAUGGGAGGAUGUGGGCUCCGUACUGCAGCAGACGUUGAAGAGGAUGUCGAGCGAUCUGCCGGAACCCCUUAUGGCCAGUUAGAGGUGAAGUUGUCUGAGGGUGAUCACGGCGAGAUUCUGAUUAAGGGGCCUACAGUGGUUUCUCACUACCUGGGAGAUCCCAAAGCCACAGCAGAUGUCUUUGAUGGUGAGGGCUUCUACAAGACGGGAGACAGAGGUCAUAUUGCGAACGGCGUUUAUAUCAUUGAUGGCCGGCUCAAGCACGACUGCAAGUAUUCCUUUUACCCGGCUAUGCCCUGA